Molecule: messenger RNA, 1039 nt
Organism: Seminavis robusta
Lineage: Eukaryota; Bacillariophyta; Bacillariophyceae; Naviculales; Naviculaceae
Source: the annotation of a GenBank genome assembly
AAGAUUGGCAGCAGAUGCUCCCAUCUUGCUCUCGUGCUUCUGUGAUGCUCUGAAAUCGCUCAAAAAGAAAGAUCCAAAAGAACACUCCUCUCUCACAAAAAGAUACCCAGCCAGAUUCAUUUAUUCUUCCAUCCUGCUGGAAACAACACUCUUCUUGUACGUUUUGAACUAACUAUUUAUUCAAACCAAAUCCACCACCACCAUGGCGAACCGAGCGAACGACCCUCAGUUUGACUUCAAGGCGCCCGAAGAGAAUCGCCAAAAGUACGAACCCAAGAAAUGGGAGAAGAAAGCCUUCCAGGGUGUGUCUCCCAUGGACUUUUACGUUCGUCAAAACAACGAAAAGAAAAAGGUCAAGGAACGGGAAGCGGCAGAAAAGGCCGCCAGGUACAAGUACCAGGCCAAGGGUCUGUCGGACGAAGAAGCCUUUGCCAAAAAGGUCAAUACGCAGCAUGACAAGGAAAAACAAGCCGCACGCGAGGAAAUCGAACGCGCCAAGCAUGUCACCGUCACGGCCACGGCUGAAACCGAAAUUCGUAAGGAUCAAUUCGAUCGUGAUCAGGGUUGGAAACAAAAGCAGAGAGAACAAAAGGCCGAGAAUAACAACUUUGAUAUGGCCAGGAGUCUCUUUGGAGGAGCUGGAGAAGAAGAAGAGGAGGAAGAAGUAGAGGAGUAAAUCCGCGCUUGCCUUGCUUGCGUUGUUUGCUUGCAGGCUGAUCAAGUGUUUGUUUUGGUUUGCAACGUAUGUUUUUUAAAAGUGGUGCUUGGGAGACUUGGUCAGAUGGAUGGAUGGAUGGAAUGAAUAGACGAUUGGGAGAUUCUGUUUUGGUGGAUGCUCCACCAACAUUCAAGAGUUUCAUACGGGAGGUGAGAUAGAUCAUGAGAUCAGUAUUGUGGAAUACUUUCACUCUGUUGUUUUGCAUGCAUGCUGGAUAGUUUAGUUUAGUUGCCUUGAAGAACGUGAGGCUGCACUGGUGUAACUAUAUAAAAAGAUAAUUCAAUACGAUUGUCGUGGGUGGUAAAAUAAAUGGCUGUAUUC